This is a messenger RNA of Coccinella septempunctata (seven-spotted ladybird), 1304 nucleotides long. RefSeq lists its product as uncharacterized. The coding region runs from base 405 to 1280 and encodes 291 amino acids. NCBI's taxonomy places the organism in Eukaryota, Metazoa, Arthropoda, Insecta, Coleoptera, Coccinellidae. The transcript has 4 exons. The record is from RefSeq and is a predicted model, not a curated record.
CAAUUAAAAAUAAAACAAGAAAACUCAAAAAAAAAACAUCUAUGACAUGAAGUUAGCCGAUAUUUGUAGUAUCUAGGAUUUCCUCUGAUGACUUGUGAAACUUCGAAUAUUGCCCAUUUUCGUAAAUUUUGUAAAAAUAAUGCCGUCAAAAACGGGACUGAGUUUUAUUCUGAAGACGUGAGGUGUUUAAAAUUUCGUUACGGAAUAUUUUUAACAUAUACCACCUACAUAAACGGAGCAAAAACAGUUCUUCUAACGGAAAUCGGUUAAUUAUUUUAACGACAACAAUUUAUGCCACCAAGACAAUUUUCCGAUUCAGGUAAUCCACAUUAUUUCACACAAACCCAUCUGCCUGAAACUACGUCGUUGGAGUGAUAUUCCUAGGAAAACUUUCAGUGAACAAAAUGUUUGCUUAUUACAACAUUAUGGUUUUCGGUGUAUUUUGCGUUGGUGCGAAUUCCGAUUGGGUGGAAAUACCACAAAUGCAAGAAACAAUGGAGAAAAAGACCACUAGCAUAACAAGACAGUAUGCAUUUCCCAGAAAUGAGUACGUUUAUCAGCAACCUCCCAAAAUUAACGAUAGAUUUCCGCACACACCAAAUCCACCAACCUCCACUACUGCACCACCGAAGGAAAUGAGCAGUAAAACAACCAAAUCAACAUUAACCCUAGAAAGCAAUCAAAAACCUGCUACCUAUCCGAAAGAUAACCCCUUAAUUCAAAAAAGGAUGGACAAUGCAGAAGAAAUAAAUUCAGAAAAAUUGGUGGGUACUACUGAAGCAUUUCCAGAGGAAACAGUUGAGAACGUUGAUGGCUCUGAUGACCCAAUGAGGGGAGCCGCAAGUUUCAUUCCAUUUCUGAGAUCGGUGCAAGAUGAAAUCAUCGUCAAAGGUCAUAAAAAUCUCAAGGGAAAGAUAGAUAUGUUGAAGAAUUUGAGGAAUGAUUUACUUCUCAAUAUAGAUGAAAGAAUAAGCAAAUUGUGGGGAGGGGAAAGAGAAUAUUCGAAUGAAGCCAGGGAACACAAGGAGGAAGAUUAUGAUAUGCAUUUUCCAUCCAAUGAAGGGGCCUUGAUGACUAUUGGGUUUCUCACCUUUGCUGUUUUUCUCAUCAAGUUGGUACUGAAAUUAGUUCAAACCCUGAAGUACAAGCAUAGUAUGGUGAUGGUGACACCAACUAUGAUGACUACGAAUGCAGCUUUGAUUGGCAGAAGGAAAAGGGAUGUUGUUUUUGAUGAACACAAAAGAAUACUCAAGCUGAUAGAGGAAAAUAGAUUCACUUGAAUAAAGUAACUUGAAACUCUGAAA